AUGGAGCAGAAAGCAUAUGUGUUCAAUAUUUUGGAUGAUUGGGAUAGCGUGACCGACCACCUAUGUUCUGACAUUAAUGUAUUUCCCUUCUUAACAGAUUGGGUUGAAGUUGCCAAUGAUCUUUUAAGGAGCUGUCACAUAAAGCAGCAGAUAAAGCAUCUCUCAGAAUGUGGUGCUGAUGUGUUUGUUCGUCUUUAUGAGUCAAUCUUAGGAGAAAAAGUACCAGAUUUCAUAGCUUCUCCUAGAAGCCAAGAGGAUGAUGCACAUAAUGUACAAGCAGUGAUAGAUUCCCUGGCUUUGGACUAUUUGCAGGUCAGCUUGUCACACAUCACUGGUGAGAACAUUGUGAAAGGAGAAAGGAAAUCUAUCAGAAACCUCCUGGAAAUAUUUGAUGGUUUGUUAGAGUACCUUACAGAAGAAGUGAGUGAAUCGUCUUCUCAGAAUGGAGAUGAGGCCAAUGUGCUAUCCAAUAAUGAAAUUCAAAUUGCAUCUCAAGAGCGGCUGGAGAGCAAUGAGGGUCAACUUAGACAACCUUCUAUAUUCUCAUCAGUUGAAGGGUCCCAGUCAGAAUUUUUUGUUCCAUCUUGUGAUGUAGAUGGAUCAGAAUCUACCAGUGAAUUAAUUAGACUUGGAGAUACUGCUCAUUCAUUUUCCAAGAGAGAGGAAGAAUUGCAGUUGCCUCAAUUGUUACCAGCAGAAAAGGACAAGGGGGUGGAAGGAUCUAAAAACUCAGAGGCUAUUGCAACAUUACCUAGACAGUUCUCUGAAACUCAAAGGGCAAUUGUAAAGGAAAAGGAAGAUGGAUCAGUGGAGUCUGUUCAUACUACUGAACUUCAAAAAGAGAGUUUGAGCGCCAGUGCUACAAAACUUGGGGAGCCUAUACAGCAAGCUAUUCCUUUGCUACCACCAUUUCAGCCUUCGGAAGCCAGACCUUAUCCUGUAUGGAGAGAUUAUCAGAGCUCAGCCAGCCAGUUGGCAACUUUGGCUAGCAGUCAAGGAGUGAAAAUUCCUAUGCUUGAAAAGUCGCUUACACAAAAAUCUGAAGAUGUUUCUGGUAGUCUUCCUCUAUCAAGGAGGAUCCCUGUGGGAGAUGAGGUGGUAUCAAAUGAUGCUGAGGAUAAUGUGGCAAAGGUUCCUCAGGUAUAUAGGACUUCUACAUCUGCUUCCUCUUUACAACAAAAACUCCCAGUACAUGCUGAACAAGUAACACAAACUCCAAGACCCGAAUCUAGAUAUCUACCUAGAAAGAAAAGAUAUGAAAAUUCUACCACAGAUUCACUUGAAGAGUCUCUUUCCCACAGAGCAACAAAGGAAAAGCUAUCGGAGCAAGAACUCCAUAAAGUGUCAGAAAAACUCUCUCGCAGGUUAAAUGAACUCGAUUUAAUGUUGGAGAGAGCUCUGGGCGGGCAGACCAGAGAGGAAGAGUCGACGGAUGAAGACAGCCUGUCGCAGCACAGUGACAGUGUCAUGGAUUAUCGCCGAAGGAAAGCUGAGCGAGACACACCACACCAAAGGUACCCAAGCAGGCCACGAUCCCUUUCUCCAUCGUCACCCUCAUCUCACCAUCAACUCUUUUCUGAGUUGGAAGAUAAACUCGGCAGUAAUGGAACAGGCCAAAUAAGGGAAAUACGUAGCCAGUUGCAAAAAGAAAGGGAUGAAAGAACAAAAAAAGCAAAGAUGGUUGCUAAAGCCUAUGAAGAUGAACUAAGAAUUUAUGAAACUAGGGAGAGGCUUAGACUUUCCAGGCUCAGAGCAGUCAUCAAGCAAAUGGAACAAGAAUUCAAAGAAAACAUCUUUAAAGAACCUCCAAAAAUGCCUCAGCCAGUGAAAGUUUAUUCUAGAAAAACCACACCUCGGAAUCCCAAAUACAGCCAGUGGAUUCCAAAACGAGGGACUGUGAAGCCAAAGAAAGCAGCUCCAAUGAAAGUAAGAGAUGAUGACCUCCUAUUUCAGCUACUGGAAGAGUUUCCCCACCUGCACAUUUCCCACCAUACCAUGAAUAAAAUGUGGCAGCAGCAGCUUGCACAUACUGAACAACUUAAGGCACCUUCUGGCAGAACUAGACCAAAACUCCAAAAUGAAGUUCAACAAGCCCUGAAGAAGCAUGAGCUUCUUGUUGCAAUUAUUAGAAAAGAUCAAGACCAUAACAAGAGACUGCAAGAAUUUAAGCAACGUAUCUGCCGACAGAAAUGGGCUCAGAAUAGAGUGAGAGAGAAACGCCAGCAAAUUGCUCGAGCCAGGAAAUAUUAUGAAGAUUACCGGGUUCAGCUGCGUGCCAAGAUGAUGCGGGCUAGGACACGGGAAGAAAGGAUAUUUAAAAACUUAUUUGAAGAAGGCUUGGAAAUUCAGAAGCAAAGACUGAAGGACCUGAGAGCAUACGCUCAAGAGAAGCGUGCUGAGCAAAGGAGAGAGCAUCAGAAUGAGCUGGAGUCUAUGGAGAACUAUUACAAAGAUCAGUUUUCCAUGCUAGCAGAAGCUUUGUCUCAAGAACGCCAAGAAACACAGAGCAGAGAGAAAGCACAAGCACAAAUGCUACAGAAAACAAAAAGAGAAUUGAGAAUGAGGAUGGAAAAGGAAAUACAGCAACUGCAAGCAGCGAUAGUGCAAAGUGAUGAUGACACCUUUUUUCAAGAACUAGAAGCAGACAGACUGAAAUCUAGACUUCAGAUGGCUUCCUUUCAGUAUAGCAAAAGCCAGUUCUUGUAA
Opisthocomus hoazin is the source of this 2706-nucleotide messenger RNA. Lineage: Eukaryota; Metazoa; Chordata; Aves; Opisthocomiformes; Opisthocomidae. The record is from RefSeq and is a predicted model, not a curated record.